This is a messenger RNA of Ostreobium quekettii, 3180 nucleotides long. The record is from the annotation of a GenBank genome assembly. NCBI's taxonomy places the organism in Eukaryota, Viridiplantae, Chlorophyta, Ulvophyceae, Bryopsidales, Ostreobiaceae.
AUGAGCCGGGACGGGGACUACAUACCUGAUGAGGACUUCGAGGAAGUGAACCGGACUGGCUCUCUGGAGGAAACGGAGGCGACCCCAGUUGAGGAGGAGUAUGAAAGCGCUGACGCAGAGUCCCAGGAUGGUGAAUUGGAUGAAGACGAGGAGGUCGUAUCUCCAUCAAAACGUGAGAUCGCACGCCAAGAGCGUGAGCGGCUGCGCCUGCAUGAGAGGCAGAAGCGAGAAGCACUGGAGGCUCUGCGCCGUGAGCAGAACGAAGAUGUGGUGGAGGGUGAGUCAGCAAGGUCAUCCCGUCGUCUGAAUUACCUGCUCAAGCAGGCAGAGAUCUUUCAGCACUUCGCACCACAGGCUGUUGGUCGGAGGACGGGUGCACGUGGGCAGGGAAGGCUGCAGAGCAGGUGCACCGAAGAGCUGGAAGAUAAGGAACUACUGCAGGAUGAGGAGGACGGUGGAGAGGCUGCAGGCCACAGGCUGCUCGCUCAGCCUGCAUCAAUCAAGGGUGGCAAGAUGAGAGACUAUCAGCUGCAGGGCCUGAACUGGCUGAUCCAUCUGUACCAGAAUGGCAUCAAUGGAAUCCUGGCAGACGAGAUGGGCCUUGGCAAGACCCUACAGACGAUAUCACUCCUCGGAUACCUUAAUGAGUUCCGGGGCAUAACAGGACCCCACCUGGUGAUCGUUCCCAAGUCCACUCUACACAACUGGAUAAACGAGUUCAAGCGGUGGUGCCCCAUGAUCAACGCUGUGAAGUUCCAUGGGAACCAGGAUCAGCGGGCGGAACAGCGGCGUGAGCUCCUCCAGCCUGGCAGGUUUGAUGUUUGUGUCACAUCCUACGAGAUGGUAAUCAAAGAGAAGGGCCACUUGCGGAGGUUCCACUGGCGUUACAUCAUAAUCGAUGAGGCCCACCGCAUCAAGAAUGAGAACUCCCUCCUCUCGAAGGUCGUUCGCCUGCUGAGGACCAACUACAGGCUGCUGAUCACGGGAACUCCCUUGCAGAACAACCUGCACGAGCUUUGGGCGCUGCUGAACUUCCUGCUGCCGGAAGUGUUUGCCUCUGCGGAGCGCUUUGAGGAGUGGUUCAACCUUGAGGAAGGGGGCAAAGAGAAGGAGGCUGAGGUUGUGCAGCAGCUCCACAAGGUGCUUAGGCCAUUCUUGCUGCGUCGUGUGAAGUCUGAUGUGGAACGUGGCCUGCCGCCCAAGAAGGAGGCGAUUCUGAAGAUCGGCAUGUCGGCGAUGCAACGAAAGUGGUAUGCAGCCAUCCUGCAGAAGGACAUCGGCGCCAUCAAUGGCGGGGCCGACAGGUCGAGGCUGCUGAACAUCGUGAUGCAGCUACGCAAAUGCUGCAACCAUCCAUACCUGUUCCAGGGUGCUGAGCCAGGUCCCCCAUUCACCACUGACGAGCACCUCAUCGAGACAUCUGGCAAGAUGGUCCUCCUGGACAAACUCUUGGUCAAGCUGAAGGCCCGCAACUCCAGGGUCCUCAUCUUCUCCCAGAUGACCCGAGCACUUGAUAUCCUGGAAGACUACUGCCUGUUUCGUGGCCAUGCGUACUGCCGAAUCGAUGGCAGCACGAGUGGUGAUGAAAGGGAAGCAGCCAUCGAUGACUUCAACAGGGAGGGCAGCGAGAAGUUUGUGUUUCUGCUGUCCACUCGGGCGGGUGGCCUGGGGAUUAACUUGGCGACAGCGGAUGUGGUGAUUUUGUAUGAUAGUGACUGGAACCCGCAGAUGGAUCUGCAGGCGAUGGAUCGGGCACACAGGAUCGGGCAGAAGAAGGAGGUGCAGGUCCUGAGGUUCUGCAUCGAAAACUCCAUUGAGGAAAAGGUGAUCGAGAAGGCAUACAAGAAGCUGCGCCUGGAUGCGCUGGUCAUACAGCAGGGCCGCCUGACGGAGACCAAUAAGAACAAGGUGAGCAAGGAGGACCUGCUGUCCAUGGUUCGCUACGGUGCCGAGCUCGUGUUCAAGUCAGAUGCGGCCGCGAUCACUGAGGCUGACAUCGACGCGAUCAUCGCAAAGGGUGAAAAGGACACCAAGGAGCUCAACGAAAAAAUGUCGGAAUUCACUGAGAACGCGAUGAAGUUCACGCUGGAUGGGGGGCUGUCUGUGUAUGACUACAAGACGCAGGAGGAGGCCGAGAAGGCCAGUGGGGACAUCGACCUGAAGCACCUGAUUGGCGAGAAUUGGAUAGACCCACCAAAGCGUGACAGGAAACGUGUCCUAAACUAUUCGGAGAACAACCAGGGUAGGAGUAGGGCAGACAGGCCCACGGGCCCACGCCUGCCCAAGAUGCCCAACCUCCAGGACUUCCAAUUCUUUGAUGUGCCAAGGCUGACUGAACUGUUGGAGAAGGAGAAUAGCUACGAACUGUUUAAGUACAGGCAGAGGCAGAAGGAGGAGCAUGCUGCGGGGCAGGGGGCCUCGGAGGGGACACUGCAGUCCCUGCUGGCGCCCGGCCCUGACGACCCACAGCCCCUGAGCCCUGAGGAAGUCGCAGAGAAAGAGCGGCUGCUUCAGGAGGGCUUCACAAACUGGAACCGACGUGACUUCAAUGCGUUUGUGAGAGCAUGUGAGAAGUACGGAAGGCGUGACGUGGCCAGCGUCGCACAGGAGAUCGAGGGGAAGACUCCAGAAGAGGUGAAGGAGUAUGCAAAGGUGUUCUGGAAGCGUGUUGAGGAGCUGAAUGACUGGGAGCGCAUCGUGAAGAAUGUUGAGCGUGGGGAGUACAAAAUCAAGAGGCAGCGCAACAUAAUGAAAGCCUUAGUGGCAAAGUUGGAUAGGUACAAGAACCCAUGGCUGGAGCUGAAAAUCCCAUACGGGGGCGGCAAGGGGAAGGUGUUCACGGAAGAGGAAGACAGGUUCCUUGUUUGUAUGGUCAACAAAUGUGGCUAUGGCGCUUGGGAUGCCCUCAAGGCGGAAUUGCGGAAAUGUUGGCGAUUCAGGUUCGAUUGGUUCUUCAAGAGUCGAACCCCCCAGGAGCUGGCGCGGCGGGUGGACACCCUCAUACGCAUGAUCGAAAAGGAGAACGAGGAGAUAGAGGCGGAGGAGCGGGAGGAGCGGAAGAAGGUGGGUGGCAAGCGCGCGGGGGGGAGCAGCUCCAAAGUGCACGACAGUGCGGCCAGCUCCAAGAAACGGCGGGCGCCGAGCAGCAGGGGCGGGAUUUCGGCAAAGAAGCAAAAGUGA